AUGAGUGAGGAUGAGGCCGGAAAGUCAAAAGGAGAUUGUUUUCUAUUGGGCGGUCCAACUUUUUAUGAUCCCAACGAUGAUGCAAAUGACGCGAUAAGUGAAGUGAAAAACGACCCUGAACAUGUUGAAAAAAGUGAAGUGACUAGUAUUAAAACGUCGAAACAGAAAUGCAACGGGAAUUCGAUAAACGGCUCCUCACAUCAUUCUCACCAUACUCCGGAUCGGGAUUUGGUUUACGACGAUAGCAAUGCGGAUGAUAUUUUAGAAUUGGACACGGAUGACUUAAUCAUUCAGGAUGAAUGUUGCGAUGAGGAAAUACGAGAAUCUGUAGAAAUAGAGGCUUUAAUGCAUAGGGCGCAGUUCUUCCUUGCCAAGUCGUGUAAAGAGAAUAUCCGCAUAGCUAAAGAGAAAUCUUUGUGGACAACAACUCGUACUAUUGAGAAGUUGAUCGGCGAAGCUUUUUUAAAAGCUUCAGUUGUUAUCCUGGUUUUCCUUGCCAGAGGCGCUGAUCAUUUUGCAGGUUUUGCUAAGGUGUGUUCCCAGGCUUUAUACAAAGGCCAGCCAGCAAUAAGAAGGAAGGAGGAAAAGAAAAAGUCGACGAAGGAAAGACCUCGUUCACCAUCAAGAAGGAAGUAUUUUCACAGUUCAGGCAGAGUCGUCCUUCCAUCGUUGUUUGAAAAUCGUGUUAGUUACACGCAGUUUAAACGAGCGAAAAGAGAUUUGUCUCUGGAAGAGCUGUAUGAAAAAAUCAAGCAUGACGAACUUCAGCUCUUGCUAGGGUCCUCUCCACUUUCAAAUUUCACUAGAAGGGAGUUAUUUUUGGAGGUUGGUUCUUUUGAAAGGAGUCCACAUUCACUCUUGUAUGAUGCAGUAAAUGUGCCGUUAGCUGGACGUAUAUCCUACCAUCAUCGUGAACGGUCUCAUAUCCCUUCACUGCUGGAUGGAUUUUCUAGACUUUCUUCAAGACAGUCACCUCGAAGACCGACUAGACUUUUGGAUGAAAUCCAUGGGGGAAGUGAACGCUUUGGAGGUUAUUCAAAGAGGAGAGAUUACCCUCGACUUCCAGAGAGGGAAAGAGGACGUGACGCCCCCGGUUCUUCUAAAGGUUCAAGAAGCUCAAGAGAUCAGAAGGAGCUAAAAAGCUCUAAGACAAAGGAGGAAUUAAGAAAAUCUGAAAGUAGGAAAAGUACGAAACGCAGAACUCCGUUGAAGGAUGCCGAAAGCAGUUCAAGCAAAAAGCAUUGUAGAAGUCCUGAAAGGAGUUCUAGAAGUACAGUAAAGGAGGCUGAUAAACACAGCGAGCAAUGUCUUUUUGUCUGGUUUUUAGGCAAAGGCACGUUUAAUAAGGGAUUUCGCAGCAGGGUUCAUGAUAUGCCAACUGUAGAAUAA
This is a messenger RNA of Enterobius vermicularis (human pinworm), 1389 nucleotides long. NCBI's taxonomy places the organism in Eukaryota, Metazoa, Nematoda, Chromadorea, Rhabditida, Oxyuridae. The record is from the annotation of a GenBank genome assembly.